AUGUUCAAACGUGAGACGCCGGAGGAGCAGGCAAAGAUUUGGCGGCGGCAGCUCAACUCGGAAAUGCGCAAGAUCGAUACGCAGAUUCGCAAAAUACAACGAGAGGAAAUGAAAGUCAAACAAGCAGCCAAACAGGCGGCUCGUCAGGGCGACAACGUGGCUGUCCGCAUGUUAUCAAAGGAGAUUAUUCGCUCUCGUAAUGCCGUGCGUCGCAUGUACACCGCCCGAACCCAGAUGAACUCUGUAUCUAUGCAUUUACAACAGCAGGUCUCUCAGAUAAAACUGGCGGGGAAUCUUAAGAAGAGUGCCACUAUUAUGUCCCAGAUGAAUGAACUGGUGCGUAUACGUGAGGUGCAGGAAGUGAUGCAGGCGAUGAGUAAAGAAAUGGUGAAGGCCGGAUUGAUUGAAGAGAUGAUGAACGACACGAUUGACGAUGCCUUAGAUGAUGGGAUCAGUGAUACGGAGUUGGAGGAUGAGGUGAGUAAAGUGGUGGAGGAGGUCACCCACGGCAAGAUGGAGGGCGCCACCGCUGGACGCUCCAAGUUGCCACAGGCACAACAGACAGUGCAGACAACAGAAGUGGAGGAGGACGAUGAGGACGAUUUGAUGGAAAAGUACAACGCACUGCGGGGAGGGACCAGCUAA
This is a messenger RNA of Trypanosoma theileri, 645 nucleotides long. Its product is annotated as putative SNF7-like protein. Lineage: Eukaryota; Euglenozoa; Kinetoplastea; Trypanosomatida; Trypanosomatidae. Bases 1 to 645 code for a protein of 214 amino acids. Gene Ontology annotation, biological process: late endosome to vacuole transport; protein transport; endosome transport via multivesicular body sorting pathway. The transcript has a single exon. Gene Ontology annotation, cellular component: multivesicular body; ESCRT III complex. The record is from RefSeq and is a predicted model, not a curated record.